UGAUUCCUAAGUACUAUGUAGUUGGUUGUUGCCUCAGCUGGAUUGAUCCCCCGCGUCAUUACCAUUCCUCUAGCGCCAACCCCACUCCACUUCCCAAAUCCCACUUCAUCCUUCCAGGGGAAACGCAAAACCAAUUCUCAAAGUCUCCAGGCUACCUAAUACUUCGACUUGUUUUACUGUCAUCUUUCAAUCAACAAUAAUCCCUUAGGGUUUCCCUGGGUAUUAACAUUUUGUCAUUUGUGGCCUUCGCGUUCCUCCCAACUUGUGUGCUUUCUGCAGCAUAUAUAUUCUACAGCCCGAUUCUUAGUCGACGAGAAAGGAAACAAAGAAUGAAUGUGCUCAAACUUCAAAGGAAGUUUCCACAGUUCGACCAGGGCGAGAUCUUUUCCCUUCAGGAUGCCUUUAGAAAGUUAGACGUUGAUGACAAAGGAUCAUUGGAUGAAGCGACCGUGAUCAAAGCCACUCAGCAAUCGGAGCGCCAACCAUAUGAUGUCGUACGGCAGGCGCUGAAGGAGGUUGAACUGGAUAGCUCCCGCCGUGUGGAACUUGAAGACUACGUGGAUCUUAUCUCUAAGCUCCGCUCUACCACCGGGCAAAGCGGAUCUACUGGUACGGCAGCUCCCGUCGCGGUAGUACCGGGGAAUGGCGCUGUUUCAUCUCGACAUGUCUCCAAGGGCAGCAUAGGAGGAAGAAUUCACGUCCAAGGUUCGUCGGCAAAUGUAACUCAUACAAUCAAUGAGGACGAACGGACCGAGUUUACGAGACAUAUCAAUGCCGUUCUUGCCGGGGACCCGGAUGUUGGUCACUUCCUGCCGUUUGCUACCGACACUUUCGAGAUGUUCGAUAAGUGCAAAGACGGUCUAGUACUAGCGAAACUGAUCAAUGAUAGCGUGCCGGAUACGAUUGAUGAGCGUGUUUUGAAUAAGCCCGGGAAGAAGAUCAAGGAUUUGAACGCUUUCCACAUGACUGAGAACAAUAACAUAGUUAUCAACUCGGCCAAGGGUAUCGGUUGCUCGGUUGUGAACAUUGGAAGUGGUGAUAUCAUAGAAGUGCGCGAACAUCUCAUUCUAGGCCUUAUCUGGCAGAUCAUCCGUCGAGGUCUUCUAGGCAAGAUUGAUAUCAAACUCCACCCCGAGCUUUACAGACUCCUAGAAGAAGAUGAAACCUUAGAGCAAUUCCUACGUCUGCCUCCCGAGCAGAUAUUGUUGCGCUGGUUCAACUACCAUUUGAAAAACGCAAAAUGGAACAGAAAGGUGACCAACUUCUCUACCGAUGUCAAAGACGGCGAAAAUUAUACAGUCCUUCUCAGCCAACUGGCACCUGAUGUUUGUUCCCGAGGUCCCUUGCAGACACAGGAUGUGCUUGAGCGCGCCGAACAGGUCCUAGCCAAUGCGGACAAGCUGGGCUGUCGAAAGUUUUUAACUCCAAGCUCACUUGUUGCUGGAAACCCGAAGCUCAACCUCGCUUUUGUAGCCAACCUGUUCAACACAAUACCUGGUCUUGACCCUAUAACUGAAGAAGAAAAGCUUGAAGUUGAAGACUUCGAUGCAGAAGGAGAACGUGAAGCAAGAGUUUUCACUCUCUGGUUAAACUCUCUGGAUGUCCAACCCGCUGUUAACUCUCUCUUUGACGAUCUUCGGGAUGGUACGGUUCUCUUGCAAGCUUAUGACAAAGUAAUUCCUGGAAGCGUUCAUUGGAGGCAUGUCAACAGGCCGCCAGCAUCUGGUGGGGAGAUGAUGCGCUUUAAGGCGGUUGAGAACACAAACUAUGCAACUGAGCUUGGAAAAAAUAAUGGCUUCUCUCUUGUUGGUGUUCAGGGAGCUGAUAUCACUGAUGGGCAGCGCACUCUUACAUUAGGGCUGGUAUGGCAACUGAUGCGAAGAGAUAUCACAAAUACACUCUCAAGCUUGGCGCAACGGAUGGGUAAACGUGAGAUUACAGACUCAGAAAUGAUCCGAUGGGCAAAUGAUAUGUCCCGCAAAGGUGGCAGGACUUCAUCGAUACGCAGCUUCAAGGAUCAGUCUAUCGGCUCGGGAGUCUUCCUCCUUGACGUACUCAACGGCAUGAAGAGUAGCUACGUGGACUAUGAGCUUGUAACCUCGGGCCGCAGCGACGAAGGAGCAUAUUCAAACGCCAAGUUGAGCAUCAGCAUAGCGAGAAAGCUAGGCGCAACUAUCUGGUUGGUUCCUGAAGAUAUCUGCCAGGUCCGCUCUCGUUUAGUGACUACAUUCAUUGGUUCCCUUAUGGCUACAUAUGAGAAGAUGCAAUGA
Molecule: messenger RNA, 2270 nt
Organism: Aspergillus alliaceus
Lineage: Eukaryota; Fungi; Ascomycota; Eurotiomycetes; Eurotiales; Aspergillaceae
Gene: sac6
Product: fimbrin
Exons: 5
Coding region: 330-2270 (646 amino acids)
Biological process (GO): actin filament network formation; actin filament bundle assembly
Cellular component (GO): cytoplasm; actin filament; actin filament bundle
Molecular function (GO): actin filament binding; calcium ion binding
Source: RefSeq, a predicted model, not a curated record